Xenopus tropicalis (tropical clawed frog) is the source of this 1097-nucleotide messenger RNA. RefSeq names its product uromodulin-like. Gene Ontology annotation, cellular component: extracellular region; plasma membrane. NCBI's taxonomy places the organism in Eukaryota, Metazoa, Chordata, Amphibia, Anura, Pipidae. The transcript is spliced from 8 exons. The record is from RefSeq and is a predicted model, not a curated record. Bases 111 to 1097 code for a protein of 328 amino acids.
UUUACACCUCAGCCUCUCAUUCCCUCGCUAUAUAAAGGCAGAGCAGCUAACCCAUAUCAUACUGAGAGGGGCUCAGCGUUGUGCAGGGAAGAAAAUCAUCGGCAAACAAAAUGCAGUUUCCUAUAACUUUGAUCCUCUUUUGCAUUAUGGCAUCUGUCUCCUACGGAGUAUUUAGCUCUCAGCUAAGAGUUCAGAGAUCAGCUGUGGAUUGCCCACAAGAUUCUGCUGUUUGCCCCAAAAUUACCUGUGACUCUAAAGCCUUGGGAUUCUGUGUUGACAAACAGGAGCUCCUAAAUUUGAAAGUUGACAUUAACAGUGUUCACCUGAUGGACAGAAGAUGCCAAGGCAAAGUUGAUAAUGACAAAGUGUGCAUAGACUGGGCCACAGGAGAGAAUGUGUGCGGCACCUGGCUAGAACUAACCAAUACACAUGUCAUAUAUAAAAAUAUUGUAUUUUUGCCACCGGAUCCCGCCUAUGUCAUCUAUCGAGAGGAGUAUCGUUACAAUGUCUCCUGCUCAUACCCUUUGGAUCUGAUCACAUCCCUUAGCACGGUCUUGUACCCCAUCAUUGUAAUCAUCAGUAUUCCUGUUGAUGGGUAUGGGGAAUUCCAAGUGGGGAUGGCUGUUUACAAAGAUGCCUUCCAAACAGUUCACAAUACUGAUGUUGUUUUGUCAACACAUGAAAUGUUAUAUGUUGAAGUCUCUAUUUACAAUGACAAUAAUGAUGAAUUUAAGUUGGUAAUGAAAAAUUGUUAUGCUACACCAAGAGACAAUGCAAAUGAUUUUGUGAAAUACUAUAUAAUCAAGGAUGGAUGCGCUAAUACAAACGAUAAGACCAUCCGUAUUCAUAAAAAUGGAGAAUCAAGCAAAGGGCAAUUUGAAGUACAAAUGUUCAAGUUCAUUGGGGAUUACUCCAGAGUUUAUUUACACUGUGAAGUGUAUCUAUGUCACAAAACCAAAUCAUGCAAGCCUGACUGCACUGGAACUAGGGCCCUCAAUGAACUUCCAGAGGCGAUUGGUUCUUUGAGGCUUGGACCCAUAGACCGUUCAGGUAGAAAUAUGUUUAAUUCAUCUGCUUUAUUAAUAAUGUACUUAUAA